AUGUCGGCGGGAGACAGUUUUUGGGAUGAUCUUGGGCACGAUGACGAGCUAAUGAGGGUCAACCUCCCUCUCGAGGCGUUGCUGGAAGCCCAGAUUGACGGAACACCUUCGACGGAGGAGCUUGGUUCGUCGCUUCGCCGCCGCUGCGGCGUCGCCGCGGGCGGCGACGAAAGCCGGUCGCCUGGCGAUUCCAACCUCCAGACGCCCAAGAUCCGACGGGGAGGCCUUGGCGGAACCUCGUUAAGCACACAGGAGAGCUCGUCCAAAACCAGCCCGAAGGUCGCUAAGGUCAAGUUGUGCCCUGGUUGUUGGCGACUGAAAGGCAAGGACUUCAGCUUCUUGGUGCGCAUGGAGACGGCGGAGUUUCCGAACAACGGUGGGUCUUGGUGUUGCCUUUGCGUCAAUUUGCACCGGACCGUGUACAUGAACGAUCGGACUUUGACCGAGAUGCACGAUUGGAUCAAGGUCAAGGAGAAUGCAGAGGAUUUCCUCCUGAACCUAAUCGCCUUUCUCAUGUUGAUGCAGGAGGGCGCGAGGAAGAUCACGGUUGCUAUGAUUUCAGCUCGGAGGGCGCAAUUUAGCAACGUGAUGGCCAUGAUAUCGAUGCCAACGGUGCCUUCCAUCGUGAUGCCUUUGAUCGAGUUCCUUCAAGAACCGAAUCGGCCCCCGAUCUGUGAGAUGAACCUCAUCACCAUGCGCAUCAACGGCGUAUUCAGCGUUGGGGUAUUCGUGCCGCAAGGUGACCUCCCACCGGACUUGACAGUGCAUCGCGCGUCCCCACCUGGGUUAUCUCUUCUUUACAAAACGCUGGCAUCCCAGAACAAAGUGGAGAGAGAUCUUGUGUCUGGAGCUCUCGCGGUUGAAGACGUUCCAGACCUCGGGGCGAGUCAGCCGCCCGACGCUACCAAGGCCAUCGUCCCAGCCGCCCCCCGCUCGAAGCCCAUGAGCAGGGCGGAGCACAAAUUCGAGGCCCAGAUCCGAGCAACAGAGCCGACCGUCAAUUUAUUCAAGUACGAUUCUUGGUUGGUUCUUGUCAAGGAGAGCAUGUUCACUGAUAUUGUGCGGCGCUGGAGCAACCUCCACAGCGAGUUCGGCGCCCAGGGCCUCCACUCAUUGGUCGAGUCUGUCGAGGCGUACGACGUCGGCCUGCGCCGCGUGAAGAGCUUCUUGAAAGAACACCGCGACUACCGCAAGACGAGGUUCAACAUUGAUCGCUUCAAGACCCUUCACGAGCGUCUCGAGCAGGUGGAGCAGUUUUUCGUCACUACGUGUUCUAUAGAAGUGGCGCCGACACUCCAGCUGGAAUUUGCGAAGUCCAAGUAUUUUGUCGCAAUCUCCCGUUCUGAUGAUGAUGAUGACGUAUCAAUUGCCGAGCCGUUCGAACACCUCACUUCCGUGGUUGUGCCCGCGUUCAAGCGGCAUUUGAAGGGCGAUUUCUUGACCAGCGACGAACGCAUUGCGGUGGACACGACCUUCCCGGAUACCUGGCUGCGACACCUCCUCUUCCAAACGAUGAAGGAAGCUGCGGGGGCGAUUACCAACGUGCACGCCGACGGCUGGUUCGAGUCACUGGCUGACGACUUCGGCGCGGUGACGGCGUCCAUUGAGGCUUCAUGGUGUGUUGAGUUGGAUGUCGCUCAGAUAUUUCAAGAAUGGGCAUUGCUAUGCAGUCUGUUCGGCAGCGGCGCCCGCCCGCCCAGGUGCACCACUGGGCAGAUCAAGCAGGCGAUCGACGCUCUGGAGUCGAAGCCUUCUUUGCGCCCCAUGAAGGAAUUCUUCAGCAAGUCCGAAGCCUGCAUGGCCGCGAUGGCCCAUGCCAGCGGGAUGGUCGCCCGUUCCUCCUCUGACUCGCUUGGGGACGGCAAGGCGCAGACCGCCAGGAAAUACUUAUCAAGCAGUGCCCUUCCGAAGUGCACGGGGUCCGCUGCCAUGGAGAACGCCGCCAUCAUCACGAAAUUAUCCGCCAUUGCUGACAAUUCCGCCAUCCGCGUGCUUCGCGAGGCCUCGCACGUCAUGACCGAAGCCCUGGGCCUAUGGAGCGACGUGCGCCUUUCGGAGAUGUUGGGAGAGGUCAAGUCGUUCAUCGAGGAUGUUGAGCAGUUGUUGAACACCAUGGAAGUUUCUAUGUGCUUCAAUUUGCUGAAGGCUACGGGUGGGGAGUCUCUUAAGGAUCAUGCUGCGGGCUGCGACUCCGAAGUCCCAGACUCAGAGUCCCGGACGUCGCGCAGCCUCACGGACGCGAGGAUUUUGACGGAGAAGGUCGAGCUGUGCGAGCGCGCGUUGGCCUGCGUAGUCCCUGAGACUGAGUACCGCGAGGGCUUGGAGAAAUGGUGCCACUGGUUGAACAAGAAUGCGCGGGAGGCAGGGCUCCCGAACAGCUACAUCGAUGAGAAAAUCUCCAUUGUCAACGCCACUUGCGUCGAGAAUAGCAAGACGCGCGAGGUCAUGGCAAACGCAUUCCACCAGAUCGGCGAGCUCAGCAACUAUACCGUGCCUUCUUCGAUGGACGACGCCGUCACGGAAUUUACAGACAUGAUGGGCCGAGGCAUGGAGGCCGGCUCGUUCCUCAACAAAGCAGUGCAUUUGAUGUCGAUGGGCAACGCGUUGGCUUCGGCCCGCAUCUUCGAUCUGCCACGCGGUCCCUUGGGUGAGACGGGUUACGCGUUUGAUGACUCUGAGGGCGACCCGUUCGGGGCCGAACAUGUGGUCAAAGGCCCUGUCAUGACUUGGGAUCUCGCGUCGGACAUGCCAUCCGACGUCCUUUCUUGGAGUAUUUUCAAGGUUUUGCCCACGUCGCUGGCUGGUGUCAUGAGCAUUGUCUAUGGGAAAUUCGACAUCACAGCUGUGUGGCCUGAUGCCAACGAUUUCCCAUGUGAAUUGGAUGCCGCGGAGAUGGGCGCCGACGUUGUUAAGUCGAACACGUUCGGCUCCAUGACGAAGAUGACGCUCGGCCAACUGAAGGCCUUGUAUUCGCAUUGUACCAGCGAUCAGUACGCCAGCUCCUUCGAGCCCCAUGUUCUUGCGGACUUGUUCAAGAAACUCGUCACGAUGGUGGCGGGGCCUGGUGGUGGCGUCUUGACGUUUUCUUGUGUUCACGGCGACGUCGAGGUGAAGAUGUCACCGGACAAGACGAUGAGGUAUAACGAUACGAGGGUCUGGUGCUCAGAAGUUUGCGCUGCCAUGAAGCUCUUUAAUGGGUUGGCGCAGUCGAAAGCGCUUCUGGACGGUGCACAAGCGUCAUGUAUCCUGAAGGUUGCCCUCGAUCGUGGGUCGGAUGCGAUCGCGAAGCUACGGCUCAGUCUUGAUGGCGACGGGGGUUCGUCCGAGAACGAGGCCGAAGGCGACGCCCACGGUCAGGCCGUCACCAACGAACUGCGUUGGACCCAUUGUGCGAGCAUCGUGUUCACUGCCAUCAAAAAGUUCGUGAUCAUCGAGGUGCGCGACGCGGUGACUGGUGUUGCCACGGCUCUCGAGGCUAUGAUGCCCAACCGCCAUUUGAUGGUCAGCGACACGACCUACAACAAGAGCGCGACGAAGAAGGGUCUUCUCGACUGGAAGGGCAGAGAGCAGCUCGCAGAUGACUCGGUGCAGAUGUUUAGGGACAUCAAGGGGCUCAAGGCGACCUUCGACUCGUUCAAAUUUGGCAGUGAUGUUUCCAUCGAGAGCGUAUGUGGAAAGGACGAGAUGGGCUACAUCAGGACCGUGUACGAGGCGUCCAAGGCCCUGGUUCACAUCAUUGCCGCGUGCUCGGCGAUUCAGGAAAUGCGUGGGAAGCCUCAGGUUGAUGAGGCAACGCGCAUCCUGAGCAGCAAGGGCAAGGACGUCUUGCCGAGCCCUCUUGUGAAGGAGUUGCAAGCAAUCGCCACGGGCUCCGAGAAGCCUGCCAAGCGAUUGAAGUCCAGCUAG
Prorocentrum cordatum is the source of this 3906-nucleotide messenger RNA. The record is from the annotation of a GenBank genome assembly. Lineage: Eukaryota; Dinophyceae; Prorocentrales; Prorocentraceae.